This is a messenger RNA of Vigna unguiculata (cowpea), 1706 nucleotides long. RefSeq lists its product as uncharacterized. Gene Ontology annotation, biological process: translational initiation. Gene Ontology annotation, cellular component: eukaryotic translation initiation factor 2B complex. NCBI's taxonomy places the organism in Eukaryota, Viridiplantae, Streptophyta, Magnoliopsida, Fabales, Fabaceae. Gene Ontology annotation, molecular function: translation initiation factor activity; guanyl-nucleotide exchange factor activity. The record is from RefSeq and is a predicted model, not a curated record.
UUAAAUUCUCGACUGCAGAAAAUCUGGGUUCAGCGGAGACUGCUGCGAAUCACAUUCAGUACUCUUUUUCUUUCUUUCUCUAUUAUUUUGUCGCAAACACCCUUGUUCCAAUUCCAAUUGAAAACCCUUGACAUUGUUGAGUUUGCCCAAAAUGCCAGACGUUCAGACCCUUGUCAAUGAUUUUGUGAACAAGCUUAAGAAACGUAAAAUUGAAGGUUCUCAGGCCACAGCAAAGCUCACAGCAGAGUUGCUCCGGUCUGUGAUAUCACAGCAGCGGGUGCCACACACAAACCAGGCCACAGCUCUGAUUCAUGCAGUAAGGGCUGUAGGGGAGCAGCUUAUUGCUGCCAAUCCUGUUGAGCUAGCCGUGGGAAAUAUUGUGAGGCGUGUUCUGCACAUUAUAAGGGAAGAGGAUCUUUCCCUUGCAACAGCUGCUAUGGCUGGUUUGGGGGUAUCAGCUGAAAGUGACGAUGAAGAUGAUGAGGUGCGAGACGAAAAUCCUGUUUUAUCUGCUGCUGCUGUAGCAGCCGCUGCUAGAAGUACACUACGUCCGCCGUCACUACAAACACUUCUAGAGGAUACAUCUGAUUCAGCUGCCGCUCCCCACACAUCUUCCUCCGGGGGUGAAUCGGACGGGAGAAGUAGAUCUAUUGAUAAAGGUUCAAGAGUUCGGAAGUUGAAGCAUGAUGUCAUUGAAGCAGUUAAUGAACUUAUUCAAGACAUAUCUACUUGCUAUGAACAAAUAGCUGAGCAGGCAGUGGAGCACAUUCACCACAAUGAGGUAAUUUUAACGCUAGGCAGCUCCAAAACAGUUUUGGAAUUUCUUUAUGCUGCGAAGGAAAAGCAAAGAUCAUUUAAGGUCUUUGUUGCUGAAGGUGCCCCAAGAUAUCAAGGACAUAUCCUUGCAAAAGAAUUGGCUUCCAGAGGCUUACAAACCACAGUAAUUUCUGAUUCUGCCGUUUUUGCAUUGAUUUCCCGAGUGAACAUGGUUAUAGUUGGAGCUCAUGCUGUCAUGGCUAAUGGUGGAGUUAUUGCCCCAGUUGGGUUAAAUAUGGUUGCACUUGCAGCUCAAAGGCAUGCUGUUCCAUUUGUGGUACUUGCUGGGAGUCACAAGUUGUGUCCUUUGUAUCCACACAAUCCUGAAGUCCUACUGAAUGAACUGAGAUCCCCAUCUGAGCUACUUGACUUUGGGGAAUUCUCAGAUUGCAUGGAUUCUGCAAGCGGUGCUGGGUCUCUUCAUGUUGUCAAUCCAACCUUUGAUUAUGUGCCGCCAAAAUUCGUUAGUCUAUUUAUUACUGACACGGGAGGGCACAACCCGUCAUAUAUGUACCGACUCAUAGCUGAUUACUAUUCAGCUGAUGAUUUGGUGGUGAAACGAAGACCUAUUACAGGGAGUUGAGUUCAGCUACCCCAAAUUUUGUCCUAUAAGUGUUGUAGGUGUUCUGUGAUGAACCAUGAGUUAGAGACAUGCUCACAUUUGUGCAGUUGAAAAUGAACCUCGUUUAAUUCUGAGAACUGAGUUGGAAAAAUUGUAUGCCAUGGAAAUGAUAUGGAAAAUGCCGAGUGAAAUUACGUUUUUGUGGUUGUUGACUUCGUCAAUAAAAAAAAACUUGUUUUAGUUUCCUGUAUAACAAUAGCCCCCCAUUUUUAUCUCUUGUACAUCUUUGUUUCCUCCUCAAGAAAUGAUAAUUCUAUUUUUGGCCUUA